This is a messenger RNA of Xiphias gladius (swordfish), 4432 nucleotides long. RefSeq lists its product as uncharacterized. The record is from RefSeq and is a predicted model, not a curated record. Lineage: Eukaryota; Metazoa; Chordata; Actinopteri; Istiophoriformes; Xiphiidae. The transcript has 6 exons. The coding region runs from base 473 to 1327 and encodes 284 amino acids.
AGCUACGCUCUCGUUCACACACACCGGACACCGAUUUUUAGUUACCAAAUCAUCUAGUUUCCAUCUCCUUACAGCUGACGUGACAGUUGAACUGUACGCACAAAAAAACGGGCAAUACGAGCCAUGAUACAAAAAGUCCCGCGCUAUGUAUGUAAAGGCGUGUGCAGGUUAUCCUCCCACGUUACAGAGUGUGGCGGUUCAUCUCAUGAGCAGCGGCUAAAACCCUGUGAAGUGGGUCUGUGUGUCAGCGCAGCUCCGUCCGUGUAUUUCCGGGUGGUACGAGGCUGCUCCGGUACAUCCCGGCUAACAUCAGUCGGUUCAGCCUCCCUCCUCCAUUCAGCCUGAACGACCGCCACCGGAGACCGGGACCCAAACAAAAAUAACCAGUUAUUGACCGGGACAGAUCUAUAAUUGAUGUCUUAUAGCUGAAAGUCAAAGCGGGGGGCAGCAGGGCGGGCAGCGGGCAGGAGUUAUGGCGGCGUCUCUUCUCUCCGAGACCGACAUCAGGCACCGGUCCAUGGCGGAGGAGGAUCCGAACGGGAAUGAACACGGGGCGGCUGCACGCAGCGCGGCGCCUCGCUGGGGACCGCAGCACGCCGGGGCUCGACAGCUGGCGAGGCUUUACUCUCCCGGUAAGCGGCUCCAGGAGUGGGUGUGUGUUGUUCUGUGCCUCUUCCUGUUCAUCAUCAACUUCUCCUUCCUCCUCCUGCACUUCUCCGCUGUUCACAUCUACAAGAUCAUCCUCGGCAUUGUCCUAGGAAUAGUAACAGCAGACUUUGCGUCGGGGAUGGUACACUGGGGGGCAGACACCUGGGGAUCUGUGGACAUCCCUGUUAUUGGCAAGGCAUUUAUUCGACCGUUCAGGGAACACCACAUCGAUCCGACCGCCAUCACUCGCCAUGACUUCAUUGAAACCAAUGGCGACAACUGUAUGAUCCCCAUCCUACCAUUGGCUCACAUGGCCUACCAGUUCCUCAUAUACACACCAGAGGCCUUGGCGCCGUCCUAUCCCUGGGACUGCUAUGUCUUUUCCCUGGCAGUUUUCGUGACGCUGACCAAUCAGAUUCAUAAGUGGAGUCACUCCUACUUUGGCCUCCCGCGCUGGGUCAUGCUGCUCCAGGACUGGCAUCUGGUGUUGCCACGGAAACACCACCGCAUCCACCACGUCUCGCCACACGAAACAUACUACUGCAUUACUACAGGUUGGUGUAACUAUCCACUCGACCAGCUGGGCUUUUGGAGACGGAUGGAGCGAUUGAUCGAAUGCCUGACAGGGCAGAAACCCCGGUCAGAUGACCUGGCAUGGGCCAAGAGGACUGACUUAUAAACACACAAAUAUACAAAAGGAUGGAUGGAGGGAUGGGCUUGCAGAUGCAAAAACACAGAAAUAGGGUUGGAUGGGGAGAAACACACACACACAAACACUCACAAUUUACUCAUGUCUCUGUGCUUCUUGCUUUUUAGCUAAAGAGCAAACAUUCAAAGAAACCAUGUUUGCAAAAAAAUCAAAGUGGUUAAAGUGAUAUCUGUAUGUGCUGGAGUCUGUAGUUUAACAAGCUUUGAAUGUUGGAGUUGAAAACAUUACUAGACGAGAACACUCUGCUGUAACAGCCAAACAGCGUGUAGGCCUGUUUAACCAAUGAGGUGUGCUGGUGUGUAGGUGUAGGAGGUUUCUGGAGGUUGGGCUCUCCAGGAGUGACACCACAAACAUGUUUGGAAGUCAAUUGUUCAGUCACUGUCUCUUCUGAUUUCUCCUUGUCUGUUAUUUUUUAAGUUUUUUUUUAAGGUUGUUUUUUUAGAAGUCCUUUCUAGACAACAUCAACAUCCUCUUUAGAGUCUUAUGGCUGCAUUUACACACAAGAAGGUAGAAGUCUGAUGAUUGUGCACUUUAGAUUAAGAAUUUAGAAGUCAGACCAGCUACACAGUUAUAACUCUCAUUAUUUGUGCCUGUGCUAGAGCUAAGAUUAUCUCACAGUGAGAGCCAGGCAAGAUAAGACUGGUGAGGACAGACGUGUAAAAAAAGGUUUGAUAGAAUAUAUACUAUAGCUUCUGUGAUACAUUUCUGAGCACUGCUAUAUAUAUGUCAGCAGUCAAGUUGCAGAUGCAUACUUACACACUGCAUAGAUAUAAGUAAAACAACUUUAAAUCAUGUCGUUCAGUUUUGGCUAGUUGUUGACAUAAUUCUGUUCAUCCUACAUGUGCUUUGACAAACUGUAGAACUUUUCUUACGCUGACACUUCUCAUUGAUCGUUUUUGUACUGAGAGGAUCUUUGGAGCAGUCCAGUUGUUUUGUUACUUGAGGAAUGUAGAAAUCAGCAUGUAAAAUCGUAAAAGCCUCUGAAUGAAGGUAUCGAGAAUUACAUGGAAGUUUAAUCAGUACCUAUAUUUCACUUGAAUCGAGAUUACUAUAGACUUUUUAGUACAAGAGCUAGUUGUAGUGAAGAAGCCUGUCAUUUUUUUUUUGCACUUUUAAAGCAAAGUAAGAGGGCAACCAGAUUUAUUUGUUGUUUCUUCGUAUAUUAAAUUUUUAGGAAGAAGGUGUCCAGACAGAAAAGUGACCUGCUGAACUUUUUCUGGAUGGAUGCUAUUGUAGGUGGUGGUUUAAGCAAGUUAAAGUAGGUCUAAAGUAGGUAGCAAAUAUGAAGACCUUGAACGAGUAAGGAAUACUUUGCAAUUUGGGGAACUAUACUUAUUGGCUUUCUUGCCGUGAGUUAGAUGAAAAGAUUGAUACCACUCUCAUGUCUGUAAGAUAAAUAUGAAACUACAGCCAGCAGUUGGUUAUCUUAGAUUAGAAUUAAGACUGGAAACAGGGCCACAGCUAGCAUGUCUCUGUCCAGAGGUAAUACAAUCCACCUACCAGCACCUCUAACGCUCACUAAUUAACACAUUUUGUUUAAUUCCAAAUUAUUCCUACAAAAACUGAUGAUUUUUAUUUUAUUUUUUUACCUUUGGACAGAUUCCGGCUAGCUGUUUCCAGUAUUUGUGUUAAGCUAUCUUAGCUGGCUACUGGCGGUAGCUUCAUAUUUAGCGAACAGACAUGAGAGUGGUUUAGAUGUUCUCCUCUAACUCUUAGCAAGAAAGGUGGAUGAAAAUGGAGAAAGUUUGGGAUGAAAUGUGGAUGACAGGUUGACGUUUAUAUAUGUUUGCGAGUCUCGAGAAGAAGAUAAACCUUCUAUUGUACCCCAAAUAUGCCUGCAGACAAAAAUCUUUCUAUGAGAGAUUUCCUGGAGGAUGCUUGUGACUGCCCCCAAACACCAUAAAAUGAGUCCUAUGUGUCCUACAUGUGUAGUUAGCAUUAACUUUUCACCAACACACUGGAAAGCUCAGGGCAUGGAUAGAUUAGCUGGUCAUUAUCUCCAAGUCCUGAUUCUUGUUACAUUCUGCAUCACCAAAAAUGUUUUUUCAGUUCAGGACAACCAGACCACUACAUAAAGCCCUACCCAAUAAUUUAAUUUACUUAACUGAUUUAGGAAAGCUCGAAAAUUCUUUUUGUUACUUUUUUUCUCAAUAGAUCACCAUUUUGUACCAUGAAAAAACAGACAUUUGCAGUCAUUCAUAAACAGUUGCAGUCAUUCAAAUCAUAUUGGAACUUUUGAUUCAUAGUUGUGUCCUCAUCCCAAAAAGAAAAGAAACUUUGUUUAACUGUUCUGCAAGAUGCUAGUUGGUGCCACUGUCUAAUCCACUGUGCUACAUAUGUGACUGCAACUGUAAAUAUUAAGCACUCGACAAUAAGAAAUCUGUCACAAACCUCUAAUCUUAAAUCAGAGAGUCAUUGAAGAAAUACUUUGCAACAUUUUUGCAUCAGUUUUUGUCAGCUGAUGUGAAAGGAAGGAAAAAGAAAACACCUUUCAUUAUUGCACUGGAGAGCAAAAUUAAUUCUUUUUCAGCAAAAACUGGUCACCAAGUUGCUUAUAGAAUGCAAAUAAUGUAUUUAGUAUCUGAUUUUUGUUUAGAUUUCAUACUGUGACGUAUGCACUUUAGUUGGCUGUUACUAACUCUGUACUAGAGAGUCUAGCUGCUUGAUUUGUAGUUUCAUUUGUAGGCUGGAAAUCUCUUCAGUCAUAGAAGGUUAAUAAUAACAGCACUUUAUUGUUUUACUGAGUAAAUGUCUGAAAAUGUGUCCUGCAAGCACCUGUUCACUCAUGAUAACAUGCAUACAGAUUAUAUCAUGUCUCACUUGAAUGCACACACACACAUACACACACACACUAUACAUCUCUUGAAUGCAGUCAUAUACAAAUACACAGAUGCUCUCUCUCACAUUGUGUUCUCUUGUUUUCUCUGGCUUCAUAAUUUUCUAUUUUUUUAUUAACGGAUCAAGCCUUGUAUAGUUAAAUUCUGACGUUCCAUUUUGCAGCUCAAGGCUCGCUGCUCGUCUGCCUUAAUGUUUUUAUCUGCUCUUUGAUUUAAAUAAAGGUUUAUCAACUCCAAA